Messenger RNA from Aspergillus japonicus CBS 114.51, 1095 nucleotides. Its product is annotated as cytochrome P450. The annotation marks the transcript as partial. Gene Ontology annotation, molecular function: heme binding; monooxygenase activity; oxidoreductase activity, acting on paired donors, with incorporation or reduction of molecular oxygen. NCBI's taxonomy places the organism in Eukaryota, Fungi, Ascomycota, Eurotiomycetes, Eurotiales, Aspergillaceae. The transcript has 3 exons. The record is from RefSeq and is a predicted model, not a curated record.
UCUUCCGCAGGCAAAUUCACGAAAAACCUUGCAGAAGAGACUCAGGAGGCUUUCGAUGAGCGGUGGGGAACAAGCACUGAAUGGCACGAGAUCGACCUGUUGGCCAGUCUCCGCGACAUCGUCACACAGGUGUCAACCCGCGUCUUCCUGGGACCCGAACUCUGCAACAACAAGGAAUGGCUGAAUAAUACACAAGCAUACACGGACAACGUCUUCAAAGCAGUGAGAUCGAUUCGCCGCUUUUCUGCAUGGUUUCGUCCCUAUGUCCAAUGGUUCUUGAAGGACUGUUCCAAGAUCCGCCAACAGGUCAAGCGGGCCGAAGAAAUUAUCGAACCAGUCAUCGCCAAGCGCAUCGAAGAGAUCGCCCUAGCCCAGAAGGGUCUCGCGGAAAUGCCCAACGAUGCUAUCACAUGGAUGCACGAAGUCGCCACAGGCAAGGACAAGGAGUAUCAUGGCGCGCACAUUCAACUGUCGCUGAGCAUGGCAUCAGUGCACACAACAUCGGAUCUCUUUUCGAAUAUCCUCCUCCAGCUCUGUCGGCAUCCGGAGUGGAUUGAACCGCUGCUCCAGGAAGAACAAUCAGUCCAUACUGACGGUGCCUGGGAGAAAACGUCGCUCUAUCGUAUGAAAUUCGCCGACAGCAUCAUAAAGGAGACACAACGCAUCAAGCCCCUAGGUGUCCCUCUAUCGCACCGCCAUGUCAGCGACGACGUGAUCCUCCCCGAUGGCACGCUCAUUCCGAAAGGCGCCAUCGUCGCCACCAAUAUGUCGCGCAUGUGGGACCCGGAGUUCUACCCGAACCCCGAAGAAUGGCAGCCCGAUCGGUACCUUAAGCUCCGUGAGGAGCUCGGGAAGGAGCACUCGUCGCAGUUCGUGACGACCACUAUGGAAAGUCUAGGGUUCAGCAUCGGGAGUCACGCCUGCCCCGGGAGAUUCUUUGCAUCCAGCAAGACUAAGCUCCUGCUCAACCACGUGCUCCAGAACUAUGAGUUUGAAAGAGUGGAUACAGGGAAGAACGCGACACCCCUUUUCGUAGAAUACAUCACGAAUCCGAAGGCCAAGCUGCGGGUGCGGAGGAAAACGAUCUCUCCAUAA